UUGUUCAAUUUUAAUAUAAAAGAAAAUUAAACUUAAGCAAAUCAUUGAUUCUAUCAAACGCAGUUGACAAAACGAACCGAUAAAUAAUGCUGCGGUUAAUGUGUCAGAGAGCAAAUCUGCUUAAAACAAAGUUUCCAAGUCGCCGGCUACAACAGGCUGUGGUGGACACUCAAGUCAAAUCAAUACCGCCGCGACCUCCUGCAGUUAAACAAAUAAGUAAUGCAAAAACAGAUCGUACAGUUGGAAAGUGGUUUCUUGGAUGCAGUGGAAUGGUAUUCGUAGCAGUUGGACUUGGUGGCGUUACAAGAUUAACGGAGUCAGGACUGUCAAUGGUUAGUUGGAAACUAAUGGGUGAACAUAUGCCGAGAAAUCAAGAAGAAUGGAUAAAAGAGUUUGAGGAAUAUCAGCAAUACCCAGAAUUUAAAAUGAAAAAUGCCCACAUCACAUUGGAAGAGUUUAAAUUUAUAUACAUGAUGGAAUAUAUGCACAGAAUGUGGGGCCGUGCCAUUGGAGGCUUUUUCUUAAUUCCGGCUGCCUACUUUUGGAAAAAGGGUUAUUUUUGCGCACGAACAAAGAAGGUUGUUCUUGUCCUAGGAACAUUAAUUGGUCUCCAAGGCUUAAUGGGCUGGUACAUGGUGAAAUCUGGGUUGGAAAACCGAUUUGACAACCCGAAUGAUGUUCCGCGCGUUUCUCAAUAUCGAUUGGCAUCGCACUUGGCUGCCGCAUUCGUCCUUUACAGUCUAUUCUUAUCCAAUGCGAUGUCUAGACUUAUACCAGCUGAUAAACUUGUGUCCAUUGGAAAGCGGGCAAUUAAUAUUAAACCUCUGGCUCAUCUAACAAAGGGCAUGGUUUUCCUCACUGCCAUUUCUGGCGCAUUUGUCGCAGGACUGGAUGCUGGACUAGUUUAUAAUUCAUUCCCGAAAAUGGGCGACGACUGGAUACCUAAUGAUAUAUUGCAAUUUGAGCCUAUGCACAAAAAUAUAACUGAGAAUCCAACGAUGGUGCAAUUUAACCACCGUAUACUAGGUAUUACAACAGUUUCCUUGAUAACAGCCCUGUGGCUGAUAACGAGACGACAACAGUUGCCGAAACGUGCGCGUUGGGCAAUUAACGCCGCGAUGGCUAUGGCCUGGACACAGGCAACUUUAGGUGUAACCACAUUACUUAAUUAUGUACCUGUGCCUCUAGCUACAGCCCAUCAAUCAGGAUCUUUACUGCUCCUAAGCUUUGCUGUGUGGGUUUCGCAUGAACUUCGCUUUCUAAAAUACAUACCAAAAUAAUUGUAUGCAUAUAUGUGCACAACCAAUAGUGACUUAAUUUGUACUUUUAUGUAAUAAAAUAUGAAAUAUAAAUAUAACU
Molecule: messenger RNA, 1359 nt
Organism: Drosophila innubila
Lineage: Eukaryota; Metazoa; Arthropoda; Insecta; Diptera; Drosophilidae
Product: cytochrome c oxidase assembly protein COX15 homolog
Exons: 4
Coding region: 87-1280 (397 amino acids)
Biological process (GO): heme A biosynthetic process
Cellular component (GO): mitochondrial inner membrane
Molecular function (GO): oxidoreductase activity, acting on NAD(P)H, heme protein as acceptor
Source: RefSeq, a predicted model, not a curated record